UCCGCUACGGCUCUUGAGAGGGGCCAAUUCCAGCCGUUCCGCGUCUGUCCCGGCCCGCUGCGGGCCGCUCCGCGGGUGCCUCGCCCGGGCUGCCCUAGGCGCUCGGCCAACGGCCUCUGAGAGCGCCCCGGGAGCCGGCGGGCGGCGGCCGUCUCCGGGACGCUCCAGAGGGCCCAGGGGGACCAAGGGGGCUCCAAGUCCAGCCCGUGCACAGUGAAGCAAGCUAAGGAUUUAAUAUGAGGCACAGAAGCAGAUAGUGCCAGACAACAAGCAGCACUUGGUACACAUUUCUGGAAAAGCAGUGUCCGUGUUGUUAUGUACACCUCCAAAACAGUUCAGAUCUGUAGGGGAAUUGUUGUGUAAAGUAAACUGAACUACAGGGUAGCAGUGUUUCUCUAGCUAUUGUAGGCCUGUAUUUACCGUAUUAAAAUGAGUAAAAGAACAAGCAGUGACACACCAGUAGGAAGGGUUAGUGCGGCAGCAUUUCCUUCUCCCACUGCUGCUGAGAUGGCAGAAAUUAGUCGCAUUCAGUAUGAAAUGGAAUACACCGAAGGUAUUAGUCAGCGAAUGAGGGUCCCAGAAAAAUUAAAAGUAGCACCACCAAAUGCGGACCUGGAACAAGGAUUCCAAGAAGGCGUUCCAAAUGCUAGUGUGAUAAUGCAAGUUCCAGAAAGGAUUGUUGUAGCAGGAAAUAAUGAAGAUGUUUCAUUUUCAAGACCAGCAGAUCUUGACCUUAUUCAGUCAACUCCUUUAAAACCUCUGGCACUAAAAACACCACCUCGUGUACUUACACUAAGUGAAAGACCACUCGAUUUUCUGGACUUAGAAAGACCUUCUCCAACUCCUCAAAAUGAUGAAAUCCGUGCAGUUGGCAGGCUAAAAAGAGAGCGCUCUAUGAGUGAAAACGCUGUUCGCCAGAAUGGACAGCUGGUCAGAAAUGAUUCUAUGUGGUACAGAUCAGAUUCUGCCCCAAGAAAUAAAAUUUCAAGGUUCCAGGCAUCGAUUUCUGCACCGGAGUACACUGUGACACCAUCGCCACCGCAGGCACGGGUCUGUCCUCCCCGUGUGUUACCUGAAGAUGGAGCUAAUCUUGCCUCUGCUCGUGGCAUUUUGUCGCUUAUCCAGUCUUCUACUCGUAGGGCUUACCAGCAGAUCUUGGAUGUGCUGGAUGAAAAUCGCAGUGUAAGAAGACAAAAUGAAACACGUUAUGAAAGACCUGUGUUGCGUGGUGGGUCUGCCGCCGCCACUUCUAAUCCUCAUCAUGACAACGUCAGGUAUGGCCUUUCAAAUGUAGAUGCAGCAAUUGAAGGAGCGGCGGAUGACAUGACUGCUGUAGACGCAGCUUCAUUAAGACGACAGAUAAUCAAGCUAAACAGACGCCUACAACUUCUAGAAGAGGAAAACAAGGAACGUGCUAAGAGAGAAAUGGUCAUGUACUCAAUUACUGUUGCGUUCUGGCUGCUUAAUAGCUGGCUCUGGUUUCGCCGCUAGAGGUAACCUCAGCACUGAAAUACCUUGUCUCAACUGCUGGAAAUAUAAAGGCUUUACACACUUCUUGGUUUCUGUCUUUGCAUUGUAUGCCAUUUUAUAUAGCCCGUGCCCUAAAAAAACGUGUUUCUUCCACAAAGUAGGGAAAUGGACCUAUAUUUGUAGAAGUAAAGGUAUAUUCUGUCUCUCAGCUGUAUUCUCUUUAAGCUAGUUCUGCAGGAAUACCUUACGUAGCAUUCUUUUGCAUGUUUUGUAAAUAGGUUCUACCUUGGUUUUUUUUUAAAAGAAAUUGAUUUUUCGCCUCAUCAGUCCGCACAACCGAGCCUCUGAAAGGGAGAGAGAGUGCACCAAGAAUGGAUGUAGAAAGGUAUCUGUAAAAGAAAAAAGUGUGUUUUGUGCUGUUUCUUGAUACUAGUAAGCAGUUUUGUUCGUAGACAUUUUUGCCCCACCUUUCAACUAACACUUUUGAAGUCAUGGUCUGGUACCAGAUUUAAGAAAGUCAAGUCACCUAAUAUUUCAUGAUCACCUGUACAAAUUAAAUUAAUUCCUGACAAUUCAGAAGUAAUAUGUGUGUGGUAUGCGUGUAUUAUUUUCAUUUUAGUUUUGCAGAUGGUUUUCUAUAAAACACAUUUGUAUUAAGUCCAUGUGUAAACAGUUUUAAAAAAAAAUCAAAUGGCAGAAUAAGGUACAAAUGUCGUGUAUUUAAUAAACUGUCAACCAGA
This is a messenger RNA of Chinchilla lanigera (long-tailed chinchilla), 2210 nucleotides long. RefSeq names its product mitochondrial fission factor (gene Mff). Bases 430 to 1491 code for a protein of 353 amino acids. Gene Ontology annotation, cellular component: mitochondrial outer membrane; peroxisome. The record is from RefSeq and is a predicted model, not a curated record. NCBI's taxonomy places the organism in Eukaryota, Metazoa, Chordata, Mammalia, Rodentia, Chinchillidae. Gene Ontology annotation, biological process: positive regulation of mitochondrial fission. The transcript has 12 exons.